Messenger RNA from Lactuca virosa, 1039 nucleotides. Lineage: Eukaryota; Viridiplantae; Streptophyta; Magnoliopsida; Asterales; Asteraceae. The record is from the annotation of a GenBank genome assembly.
AUGACUAUGAUGGAGAACACAAACACAUUUGGAAACAUAUGGAGAAGACGAACAUCUCUAAAACAAAUGGAGAAGACGAACAUCUCUAAAAACAGAUGGAGAAGACUAACCCUAGAUAUGAUUUCUCCUUCUGUUUUCUCCAUCUCCAUUGAUAACCGACGAGUUCAACAAUUUGUUAUGGGUGUUUUUUUGUUCAUCUGGACUGAUUUUCAGGAAGAAGAAGAAGAUGGAACCGCUGAAGUAAAGUCGCAUAAACCCUCGUUUCGGAAGAAAUUGCUUCAAGAUCAGAAAUCGACAUCUAAACUCAAUAUACUCUUACAUCAGCAAUCAAUCUUAAUGUUUUUUUCAAGUUGGGUUUGAGGCUUUUUUUGGUGGACAAUAUUGCACCUGUAGGAUGUGAAAAUUUUCAGGUAUCAUAACAUUAAACUUGUAAAUGGAAGUAGCAUGCGAAAACUACAUGAACCCUUUUCUUUCUAAAAGCAAAAUAAUGCCUGGUAUGCUCUCAACCAAAAGGAAGAAGGAUGCAACUGAUGAGGAUGAUAUAAUAAAAGUAUCUUCUACUAGGAACUAUACAUGCAAAAACUGCUUACAAAGGGGUCAUAACACGAGAUCUUGCAAAAAUCCAACACAAAACCGGCCCCCAAAGUUGAAAAAGAAACGUGGUAGGCCUAGGAUUCAUAUACCUGUGACAAACAUUGUGUAUGAAACUCGAGAUGCUGAAACACAAGUAAAAAUCAAAGAUAUGAGAGAUUCUGGGUAUACAUCUGUUGAGAUUGAAGAAGCCCUAUCUGUAGAAAAAGACGAGGAAGGGAUUAUUGAUAAGACUCAACUUCUGGUUUAUGACAAACACACACGAAGGUCGGAGAGGAUCGUGAAAAUCAAACUGUCAAAACCAGUAUAUGACAAAGAUGGAGGGGGGUCUUGUAUAGAGAAGGCACUAACUUUAGAUUAGAUGUAAUUUGUUUUGGUUUAGUUGUUGGCCUUUUUGUAAACAUUGUGAUGUGAUGGUUAAAUUAGAAUGAUAUUCCUUUUGAUGCUA